Salvia splendens (bonfire salvia) is the source of this 654-nucleotide messenger RNA. Its product is annotated as transcription factor BEE 3. The transcript is spliced from 6 exons. The record is from RefSeq and is a predicted model, not a curated record. Bases 1 to 615 code for a protein of 204 amino acids. Gene Ontology annotation, biological process: regulation of DNA-templated transcription. Gene Ontology annotation, molecular function: protein dimerization activity; DNA-binding transcription factor activity. Gene Ontology annotation, cellular component: nucleus. NCBI's taxonomy places the organism in Eukaryota, Viridiplantae, Streptophyta, Magnoliopsida, Lamiales, Lamiaceae.
AUGGAUGUGUCCUCAUUGAUCAACAAUUUAUACAUAUUUGACGAUCAAUAUUUCAAUCUCCACAACUCAAUCAACACCACCAUUCUGGCUCAAAAUGGUGAGCCCAAGAUUAGGAUCGAAGAUAAUCAAAGCAAGAGGAAAGCAACCGAUUUGAGCACUUCUUCAUCCCAACCAUACCUACUUAGUCGUCGAGGAAGAAGAGCAAAGAAACCAGAAGAAGAUGCAAUUACGAGAGGUGAAGUGAUUCAUGUAAGAGCCAAGAGAGGCCAAGCCACCGAUAGUCACAGUUUAGCUGAACGAGUUAGAAGAGGAAAAAUUAAUGAGCGAUUAAAGUGUUUGCAAGAUAUUGUUCCUGGAUGCUACAAGACGAUGGGGAUGGCAAUGAUGUUGGACGAGAUCAUCAACUAUGUGAAGUCGUUGCAAAAUCAAGUGGAGUUUCUGUCGAUGAAGCUCACAGCAGCAAGCUCCUUUUAUGACUUCAACGCGGACACGGAUGCCAUGGAGGCAAUGCAGGGGGCGAAUGUAUUAGAAGCAAUCAAGGCCGAGAAUGUAAUGAACCAAGGACUCUCUUCUGCAGCUCAACUAGGCUACUACUAUCCACAUCAACAUUAUUAAUUCAAUAUUCUUUAGUUUUCAAUUAAAAAUUUGUAUAAC